Bipolaris victoriae FI3 is the source of this 159-nucleotide messenger RNA. RefSeq lists its product as hypothetical. The transcript has a single exon. The record is from RefSeq and is a predicted model, not a curated record. The annotation marks the transcript as partial. Lineage: Eukaryota; Fungi; Ascomycota; Dothideomycetes; Pleosporales; Pleosporaceae.
AACGACAUCUCUCUUACCAGAUCUGCAUUGCCGUGGUUCUUGGAAACGUGUCGAUUCACUCACCCCAACCAAUUGCCAAUGGAGGUCUUCCAUACAUCGUUGAGGCGGUGCCAGCACUGUAGUAGCGUUGAACGAGAAAGUCCGAGGGCGGGCCCAUAA